AUGGCUUCUUUCAAUACCACAAAAGUUUACUUGAACACUCGAAAGCGUCGCACGAUGAAUAAUAAGGAUCAAAUGAUGUCCAUUUAUCGUGUUCCUGUGCCACUGGUGAAUGAAAAGUUUUACUUUAAUCAAGAAGCAGUUCAGGUCAUUGUCUACCAAAAAAUCGCUCUAGGAUCACGCACCACCCUCAACGUUCAAGAAGCAGACAUGGCCUCCGUUCACUUGACCAACAAACGUCUUAUCUUUCUAGCACAAUCCACAAGCAUAGCACCGCCUCGGGAUCAGCAUCGAUUUGACACCUGUGAAUUUCGUCUAUCUGAAUUUCGUUCGUUAAAGACAACACUCGUCCGAAAGAAACGGCUACGGUUCGACAUCAAGACUCUGCACCACGGCGACGACAUCAGAGUGGACAUCAAGUUUAUCAACAAAGAAGAUGCAGUCAAAAGGAGAGACGCUUUGAGGGAUUAUCUGAAAAUGGCGACGAACGCUAUCGCCUCCAGCCUCACACCCAACGAAUCUUUACGGUUAUCAACAGAAGAUAGUGGAUUACCUUCCUACUUUGAGGCCAUCCAUAGUAGUACGCAUACCCACGCACCUUCACCAGCACUCUCUCCACCUGCUUAUCAUUAA
Messenger RNA from Mycotypha africana, 630 nucleotides. RefSeq lists its product as uncharacterized. The transcript has a single exon. Lineage: Eukaryota; Fungi; Mucoromycota; Mucoromycetes; Mucorales; Mycotyphaceae. The coding region runs from base 1 to 630 and encodes 209 amino acids. The record is from RefSeq and is a predicted model, not a curated record.